AUGCGAUUUACUGGAUUAUUUUUAGCACUAUGUUCUUAUGUUUCUGUUUGGGGCUUUUGGGGUGCUGUGCAUGCCCAUCUCCCACAUGUGCUACACUACGAUGUUGUUCGUCUGCAGACAGUAAAGGGAAGAAUUAAAAGAAGCGACUCUCCCCACCAGAAAUAUCCUGACACUGCUGAAUAUGGCUUAUCCAUUAAUGGAAGAAACCACACAAUAUAUUUAGAAAAGAACAGGGAGCUUUUAGGAAAGAAUUAUACUCUUACGUAUUAUACAGAAGAUGGAAAUAAAGAGACUAAUCAUGCAGCCAAAAUGGACCACUGUUACUAUCAGGGGCAUAUUCGAAAUGUAAACGACUCCUCAGUCAGUGUGGGCCUGUGCUCUGGAAUGAGAGGUUUUGUGAGGACAGAAAAUCAGGUCUAUUUGAUUGAGCCACUGACAAAAUCUUUAAAGGGAGACCAUGCAAUUUAUAAACAGGAGCACUUGAGGACUAAGAGGACAGCUGUUAGAUACAUCAAUGACACUGUGUAUGAUCUUGGGCCAAGACUUGCUGGACUGCAUAAAAGUAGAAACAUGGCACCUUUGAGAGUGCAGAGAUAUGUGGAGAUGGUGUUGGUGGUUGAUAAUAAAGAGUUUCAAAAAUAUGGAAGCUUGAAGAUUGUAGAAAAGAGAAUGCUGGAAGUUGCUAAUCAUGUAGACAAGCUCUAUCGUUCUCUAAACAUCCGUGUCAUGUUGGUGGGACUAGAGGUCUGGAAUUACAGAGACCAGAUUGUUGUUAGCCACCAGCCCAAUCUCACUUUGGAUAAAUUUUUAAAGUGGCGUAAGACUAACCUCUUGCCUAGAAAGAAGCAUGACAAUGCUCAGUUUGUUACUGGAGUGAAUUUUGAGGGAUCGACUGUGGGCUUGGCUCCCAUGAAUUCAAUGUGCUCUUCUUCCUCUGGUGCAGUGAAUGAGGACCAUACCAGCAGUCCUGUCGGAGUGGCUUCCACUAUUGCACAUGAAAUGGGCCAUAACCUGGGCAUGUCACAUGAUGAUCCAUCCUUAUACUGUGUCUGUCCAAAGUCAUCUGACCAGAGCUGCAUCAUGGAAGAUAGCAUUGGACAUGUAUUUCCUGAAUCAUUUAGCAGUUGUAGUAAAGCUGCUUUAGAGGCAUUUUUGCAAAGCUAUGACACCAGAUGCCUGCUAGAUGUUCCAAACGAAAAUGAGAUGUAUGGGGGACCAGUAUGUGGCAACGGCUUUGUGGAAAAAGGCGAGGAGUGUGACUGUGGAACGCUGCAGGAAUGUAACAACCCAUGCUGUAAUUCCACCACAUGCCAGCUGACGGAAGGCUCACAGUGUGCACAUGGGGAAUGCUGUCACAACUGCAAGGUGCAGCAAGCAGGAAGUCUGUGUAGAGCCAGUGCUCAUGACUGUGAUCUGGAAGAAUACUGUACUGGAAUGUCAGCACAAUGUCCAAAAGACGACUACAAGAUGAAUGGGCUUCCAUGUAACUACAACCAGGGCUACUGCUAUAAUGGCCAGUGUCCAACACACAAGGAGCACUGCAAUUGGCUGUGGGGACCAGGUGCUUAUGUCGAUAUUGACAUUUGCUUUAACAGCAAUGACAGAAGUUGCAAAAGACCAGGAUUUUACAAGUGUUUUCAACAGGACAUGAAAUGUGGAAAGAUAUACUGUACAGGUGGAGCUCAAUUUCCAAUCACUAAAGAAUAUGGUACAAUAACCUAUGGUAAUAAAGAGUGCAAAUUUGCUGUGGAUAACUCUGGCACACAGGACAUAGGGUUAGUACCAACAGGGACCAAAUGUGGGACAAACAAGGUGUGUUACAAGAGCCUUUGCCAGGAUAACAGCAUCUAUGGCAAUAAGAACUGCUCUGCUAAAUGCAAUAAUCGUGGGGUGUGUAACCAUGAGAAGCAGUGCCACUGUGAUCCAGGCUGGGCACCUCCCUACUGUGAUGUAAAACUUUCUGAUCUACCAACCCGAAGAAAUGCAUUGAUCAUAGGUGUGGCCACCACCAUAGCCAUCUCGCUGCUCAUUACUCUGGUAAUUGGAGCCACAGUGUGUUACAGGAAACAAAAGUCAUACACAAAGAAAAGAUUCUUUAAGGAUAUUAACGCCUACCCAGGUCAGUGCAACCCUGGAUUUCAGCCAAGCAGUGCAAAGAACAGCCCCAGAUGUGGACCUCCUCGUAUUAGCCAGCCUACUUUUCUGGAGUCAUCAACAACACAAGCCUGCAGACCUUUACAUUCCCCCAUCACGCCCAGUAGACCAGUACCACAGCCUCCAAAAGGAGCAGAACAGCCCUGGAAGGAGAAGGCAAAACUUUUAAUUACAACCUCCAAGCCACUGCCUCCAUCAAAACCUUUACCUCCACUUAUAAACAAACAAAUAAAUAAACCAGCACCACCUCCAGUACCUCCUGUAAAACCAUCAGGAAUAAACAAUGAACGGAAUCCACCUCGGGUUUCUGCAGCACCAAGGGUUCCUCUGAAACCCCCUCCAAAGUACAGAUGAUGUAAAGCAGAGUGUCUGAAUGACUGCAAGCUUCAGGAGAAGUUUUUGAGCAAUUUUAAAGCCUCUGCAGGGAUUGCAGCUGUGAAGAUGAUUCAUAUCUUUCUUUUCACUUAGACAGUGAGAAACAAAAUGGUUUUAAAGAAAAAGGGAAUAGAAUUGGGACUAGAUGUAAUGUAUUAAGGGAUUUCCUUUUUUGC
Trichomycterus rosablanca is the source of this 2705-nucleotide messenger RNA. It is a transcript of the gene adam8a, whose product is annotated as ADAM metallopeptidase domain 8a. Gene Ontology annotation, biological process: positive regulation of cellular extravasation; inflammatory response; positive regulation of membrane protein ectodomain proteolysis. The record is from RefSeq and is a predicted model, not a curated record. Gene Ontology annotation, molecular function: cell adhesion molecule binding; metalloendopeptidase activity. The transcript has 24 exons. NCBI's taxonomy places the organism in Eukaryota, Metazoa, Chordata, Actinopteri, Siluriformes, Trichomycteridae. Bases 1 to 2508 code for a protein of 835 amino acids.